GAAAUUGUAAAUCUAUUAUAAUUGUUGCUACAAAUUAUCAGCAAUAUGAAAAAUAACAUAAUACGUUACAUUAAGGGUAUAUAAUGAGUUUAUUCUUGCCUGGGGUGAGAAGUAUUAUUUUUCUCUUUUGGUAAGCCCUGUUAGGUUGUGUCGUGUUGAAUUUAAAAUUGAAAUAAAAGAAAAAUGAUUCAAACGAUCAAGUUAGAACUCCUAAAAUAUGCAGAAAAUACUUCUAUAAAAGGCAUCUCAAAAUUUGUCAAGUCUAACAAUGUAUUCAUCAAAGGACUCUGGUCUUUGUUCUUCAUCGUUUCUCUCAUCUACAUGACGUUUCUGAUGUGCAAAGUCUUUCAAAAUUAUUAUAGCUACCCAGUGAACACCAUGCGUGGAGAACUGAUGGAUGGUGCGCUAAAAUUUCCCGAUAUCACACUUUGCAAUUUGGACAUAUUUGCAGAAGGCGAGUCUCCAUACAUGACUAAGAAGAAACAUUCAGAGAUUCUUCAAAGUUUAAAACCUAAAAUUGAAAGGAAGAUAAAAAAAUCAUUUCAAAAUCAUCUGGUGGGUGAAAAAGAGAUAGGCUACGAGUAUUUUGAGAGUCUCAGUCAGCAUGAGGUCGAUGAACGACAAAAUGCAGAUUCCUAUUUGGAUAAAAUAAUUGAAAAUAGUUUUAAAAUACUUAAUUCAAUUCCCGGCUACAUAAUGAGUUUGAAAAAAGAUCGCGACAAAUCAGUCGACUGCCCAAAUUUCAUUGUUGAUUGCCAAUUUUUCGAUAUGGACUGGUUUCCGAUUGACGCCAAAUGUUCUGUAAAAAAUUUUACAAGAGAAUGGAACUCCCAGUACUACACCUGCUACUCGUUACAAAUGAAUGAGAUGAAAAUUCCAAACGGCAGCACAGUUAGAGGGUUGAGUCUCUUGUUGAAUGUUGGCCCACCAUACCCCGGUGAAUUGGAAUACGACUUUUCAAUGACGAGGUCCCAAGCUAGAGGGGUGCAGGUGAAUGUGCACAGUCCUGGCACACCUCCUAAUUUCAGAUGGGGCUUCAGUCUUCCUCCUGGAACUGAAAGUAUCGUCGAAAUCAUUCAAACGGAAAGAAUCCGAGAAGAUUAUCCGUACACCAACUCUGGCUGCUCUAAAGCUGAAAAAAUGUCGCAGGCCCCGGAGUACAACUACUCGAGAGAUUUGUGCAUGGAUUUCUGCAAGCAACAGCACAUUAAAGAGAACUGCGGUUGCUACACGCAUCUUCUGAAUGUUCCAUCUAACGACACCAAGUUGUGCGGCUACAACGUCAGCGAUACAGGAGAUAACAUGUUGGCAAACUUUUUCUGUCUCAUUAAAUUUUUAAAUUUGGAUCAAAGCCAAAAAUGUAGAAAUACUUGUUUAGUACCGUGCAAGGAAUCCGUCUACGACACGCUCCUGGCCACAGCUACCUGGCCUCAGGCGUCAGUUCGACGUAGCAUAUUCAAAAAAUAUAUCGAAGGUAACUGCACUGGCUACAAAGAUGUUGUAUCUAGGUACGCCAGUUACUAUGAAAAUUAUAAUGCCUCAUCCAGUGUGUCUGCGCCGAAGUUAACAGAAAUCGAAGAAUCCUUUCUGGAAAUAAAAUUAGGCAUGAAACAAGGUUUUCCUUUUUCGGAGAAGGACAGCCAGGCUUACACGACUGAUGCCAUGGUAGGGACAGUGGGAGGAAUGUUGUCCCUCUGGUUGGGCAUCACAGUGGCCAGUGCCGUCGAGGUCGUUGAACUCAUCUGCCUGCUGUUGAAUCGACUCUGGGACGUAAAGAAACCUACUUGCUUAAGGGGCAAAUACAGCGUUGAGAAUAUGAAAAAUGCGAGUGAAACUCAUCCUAAUGAAUAUGGAAAUUUUUCCAACGAUGCAAUUCGUUGUAUUGAUUGCAAGGCAGUCAUCAAGAGAUCUGAUGAGAAUGGCAGAAAUGAAUUUAACAAAUAUUAA
This is a messenger RNA of Helobdella robusta, 1947 nucleotides long. RefSeq lists its product as hypothetical. Gene Ontology annotation, molecular function: ligand-gated sodium channel activity. Gene Ontology annotation, biological process: sodium ion transmembrane transport. Lineage: Eukaryota; Metazoa; Annelida; Clitellata; Rhynchobdellida; Glossiphoniidae. The record is from RefSeq and is a predicted model, not a curated record. The transcript has 3 exons. The coding region runs from base 184 to 1947 and encodes 587 amino acids. Gene Ontology annotation, cellular component: membrane.